Mizuhopecten yessoensis (Yesso scallop) is the source of this 5304-nucleotide messenger RNA. Its product is annotated as ubiquitin carboxyl-terminal hydrolase 1-like. Gene Ontology annotation, molecular function: cysteine-type endopeptidase activity; cysteine-type deubiquitinase activity. Bases 137 to 2968 code for a protein of 943 amino acids. Gene Ontology annotation, cellular component: nucleus; cytosol. Gene Ontology annotation, biological process: protein deubiquitination. The transcript is spliced from 10 exons. NCBI's taxonomy places the organism in Eukaryota, Metazoa, Mollusca, Bivalvia, Pectinida, Pectinidae. The record is from RefSeq and is a predicted model, not a curated record.
UGAUUUCCCCGGGUGGUUUGGAUUGCCGUCCACUUCCUCAAGAUAUUUUUUGGAGAUCAAUACUAAAAAAUAUAGAAUAAAUAUGUGAUGACAGAUUUUGCAGAAAGUUGUUCCAGUCCAUAGUUUUCUGUACAAGAUGGUGAUUGCAGAUGCUGAGUCUCCAGGGCCACUCAGGAAACGUCCCCGAUUGUCACUGAGGUUUCCAAAAGCAGUAACCUCACAGAAGGAUAGAUUGUCUGGUCCUGGUAAAAAGGAUGAAAGCCAAAAAGAAACAAGAGAGCUUUCAGGAGAAACUGAAGAAGUUCAAGAAUUGUCAAUGAAUGAUGACAUAGGCUAUAACUCAGAAAAAGAAGAAAAGGUUGUUCCAGCAGUUAGCUCCCUUGAAAACUUGGGCAACACCUGUUUCCUGAACAGUGUACUUCAAGUACUAAGAUAUACACCAGGCUUUCUCGAUGGACUUGAUGACUUGCACGGUGAGAUCUUAUUCGUGGAGAAAUGGCAAAAACAGGACACAGCAUCUAAAGAAUUACACGAGGACCUGUCCUACGAGUUGUCUCAAUCACAGACCUGUGAUAUGAUGAAACACCUACACAAGCUGUACAAGUUUAUGGAUAGGAGAGAGGUGAGACACUCUGAAGUGGCUAGCUCAGAUGUGAUGUCGAUGGCACUGAAACCGGACAAAAUUCUGAACACCCUAAGAGAGCUGAACCCGAUGUUUGAAGGGAAUCUCCAGCAUGAUGCCCAGGAACUCCUUCGCUGUAUGCUGUGUUACUUACAGGAUGCUUUUAAAGAAAUAAAGAAGAUCAAGAGUCGCCUUCCUCCCAGUGCUUUGCCCCAGUCUAAGGGUCCCCUCAAUCCCAUUAUGCAGAAGUUUCUGUCAAAUGGCAAGUCUGAAAGAAACGAUUUAAAGCAAGAUGUGCCAAAUCACGUAUCUAUAAAGAAAGAGGUUCAGCUUCCCGCUGUAGAAGUUGCAAAAUCUUUUCCAAAAACAGACUUCUUGGACGAGAUAGAGAAAAGUGAAUCUGCAAAAACAGCGUCAUCUGAGGAAACGAUGGAUGUUGCGGAAGCCGACAUACCUGAUUUUACUGUGAAAGUCGGUGUUAACAAGGACCAGGACGCGGACCUGGACACUGACAGUAAACAAGGGGUGGUUAAAGGAAACAUUUCUGCUGUGCCAAAAAGGUUAAGAUCAAAGCGAACACAACCACCAUCUUCUGUGAAGAAAACUCGGGAGAAAAUGUCAGAAAAGUUAGACGAGACCGAUGGAGACCCUUUAUUGAGGAGACGGAAAGGAGGUAGGAAGUCAACGGAGAAGGAUGCAGCUGAUGAUAAAAGUCAGAUUAAAACAGAAAAAGACGCUACCUCAAAUAGUUCAGCCAGAUGUAAGAGCAAAGGGUUGACAAACGGCAGUGCCAAUGGGGAGGUGAAAUGUGAGGAGGAUCAGCCCGACUCCUGUGGUACAAAGUGCUCAUCACAACCCAGUAUUUUAAGUAUGCUUACAGGGGAGAAACCUUGUAAGCGUUUGGGGAUGAGGGGAGCAUCGAUGAAGAACAACCAGAACAACAGCUCUUGUAAUGGGCCUGUAGGUGACAACCGUUUGGAGAAAACCUCACCAGAUAUACACCUGUCAAAGGAGUCUUUGGCCAAGUCCAAAAAGAGGAAAGUUUUGACGGCAUUUGGUGAAAGAACUCAACCUGUCGAUGCUUCAAAUGUGACAAGUUCAAUAAAUAAUUCAAAUUCACCGCCUUCCAAAGAAAGAACAAAAAGUCAGAAAGAGCAAGUUAACAAAGUUGACAUCAAACAAGAGGUGUCCGAAAAAGACAGCUCUCAUUUAUCGUCAGAAUUUCAGAAAAUGAAGUGCGAAAAUGUCGCCAAUUCUCCUGAUAAACAUAAACGCCAACCUUUGCUGAAGCUAGAGAAAUGUGAUCACGUUUGUGACAGUCCAAAAAAAUCAGUGAAUGCAGAAUAUGCCGAACAAACUUUGUCUCCAAUGAAAAUGUCCAACUCCUCUAAAAGUACUGUCAUGGUUGGGAAUGCAAAACACAAACUAGAUUUUUCACAUGACAAAUCAAGAUGUGUAACUACUCCUCCAGGGAAGUUGUGUGUAAAGCCCCCUCUAAGUAAAGUGGAUUUCGUUGAAAAUCUAUUCAUGGGAAAAAUGAUGUUGAGGACUAAGUGUCUAGAGUGUGAAUUUUCAAGAGAACGCAUUGAGGAAUUUCAUGAUAUUUCAGUUCCUUUAAAGAAGGAAAAAGGUGAUAAUGAUGAUGAUGAGGAUGAAGAUAUGGAUUCAGAUGAAGAAGACAACUCGUGUCUGAAGAAGAUGAUGGAUGCUUUUGCGGAGGUGGAGCGACUGCGAGAUGAAAACAAGUAUUACUGCGACAACUGUAUCCGUCACGUAGAGGCUGAGCGGUCCCUUCACUAUGAAGUACUACCGGAUGUUCUGUCCCUUCACCUCAAGCGCUUCUCCGCUUCAUCUGGACUGUAUGGCUAUGUGUCUAAGAUUAACGACCAUGUCACCAUCCCGCUGUCUCUGCCAUGUCUGCGGUACAAGUGUCCCAGCCCGUGCAGCCGUCCUGAUCAUAGGUAUAUGCUGUAUGGACUGGUCACUCAUGCUGGAGUUACAAUGACCUCUGGUCACUACCUCUCAUAUGUCCGUGUCCUUGGCAAUGGUCAACCUAAACUUGGUGCAAGUGACUCUCCAUCUUCCUGUAAAGAUAACAACCUGUCCAGUAGAAGUGGUUUCUUCCGGAGUGCUCUCGGAGAGAACAAGCGAUCUGGACUGGGAACCAAGUAUCCGAGUGUGCCAAAACAGAUGUACGAAGAACAGUGGCUAGAAUGUGAUGAUGAAACCAUCCGCAUGUACAGCAAACAGGAGUUCUGUAACCUUCUGAAGGGAGAGGGAGGGUCUUUGUUAGGAACGCCUUAUGUACUGUUCUACCACAGGGUAAUCCCUGGUGUGCACUGGUGACCUUGUGAAAGGGUCAGAGGUCACUUCUAGGGACCCAUUACAUGUUAGUUCUACCACAGGGUGAUACCUGGUGUGCACUGGUGACCUUGUGAAAGGGUCAGAGGUCACUUCUAGGGACCCAUCACAUGUUAGUUCUAUCACAGGGUAAUCCCUGGUGUGCACUGGUGACCUUGUGAAAGGGUCAGAGGUCACUUCUAGAGACCCAUUACAUGUUAGUUCUAUCACAGGAUAAUCCCUGAUGUCUACUGGUGACCUUAUGAAGGGAUCUAUUUUGGAUGGAAUAUAUAUCUCUUACCAAAAGGUGUAGGUGUGUCUGCUGAGGUGCAGUUUUGUAAGACAUUCGGUGUCAGAGGAUUUCAUGGUCAUGCACAAUAUGAAUAUAUAUAUUUAUACCAAACCUGAAAAAAGAUAUUUUUAAAAAUCAGAACAUUUGUUUCCUGGCAUUAGUGUGGCCACCUGUGAAGACUAUAUAGACAGCUCUAUAAUUAUCUAAAAGGCUUGAUAAGCAUGUUAGUCAACCAACUGAUAACAGUCAGCUGACGUAUAGUACACCAUGAAAAUAGGUACAGCAAGGUCAUUGCGUAGAUAUUACUUACCGAAAUACAGCAUUCUCUUUGUUCCUUGCAGAAUAGAUAGAAAUGAUUAAAUAUACAGCUUUUUGUUUGCUGUAUAUCCAUAUUUGUGUCAGCACGGGUCUGCUUUUUAGUUUAUAGAGUACUGAUUUUAUUUAUUUGACAUUUUACUUUAGACGAUAGAUUUUAAAAUGUCAAGUAACUACAUGUAUGUAGCAUUAAAGGUUUAAUUUAUUUGUACUGUAUGAUAAAACUACUGUCAGAAUUAUUUAUCUUAAAGACUUUGACUCAAGUGUGAAAUAUUUAUUGGGUUUGAUAUGAUUUGAUACCUAUGUAUUUUACUAAUCUUUGAGGCAUUUGGUAUUUCUGUGUGUGUAUAUACGUACCAAGUACUGUGUAGAGCUCAAUCCGGUGUUUUUUUAAAGGUGGGUCUUCACAUUGAUAUUUGUAAAAUAGUUUUUCUGUCAAUAUUUAACCUCAUUCAUUUAUAUGAAGUGGGUCAAUGAGCAUUAAAGUAAGUAUAUGAAUCUUGAGUUUCUGGGGAGACCCCCCCUAGGUAAGUGCAGACCCCCCUGGAAUGCUCAAUGCCGGAUCCCUCCCUAUCGGUGUUGUGACCAGGUAGCUAGUCUAUGCCUGAUAAAAGGUUAUGUAAAUAUGACAGGAAUUUCCUGUAGAUGUCCAUAAAUCUCAGGAAUGUUCAACAUCAGAUUGAAUGGUAAUGUAAUACAUAUGUAUAAUGUGCAUGUUGAAAUUUUACUUGUGUACAUUUUUUGAAAAAAAUCUUGCAUCAAAGGUGCCCAUUAUUGUAUAUUUUAUCAUAAUCGUGAAUGAUUAUGCUAUGUAUUGAUAUAUACAUUUUGUGUUAGGUUAAAUUCAUUUCUGUUUGCAGUAAACAUUAAGACACUGUGAAUGUGAAUUGUAGAUGAGCUAUGUAUUUAGACUACAAUGAGGUAAAAGGGUCAUUUUAGUUUAAGUGUAACUAGAACAGAAAGCGGGAAUCAUUAAGGAUAAAUUCAGAACCAAGUUCAUGUUGAAAAAUGUCCAAAUUAUACAUUCUGAUUGAAAUUGAAUGUAAGCUUCAGUUUGAUUAUUGAUGUGUACACUCAGAGGUAAGAAUAUUUAUGAAAUGUGUAUUUCAAAUUAUGUGUAUGCAGUAUUUUCACAAAGAUUUGAAACAGGUGGCUGACUUGAAAAGAAUAUCUUGUUGAAUGUUAACAUGCUAUUAUGAAAAGUUCUUUUUAUACAACCAAUAAGAGUUUCUAUGUGACGUAACGAUAACUAGUACGGAAUGUACACCGUCACCUUCAUCAGACAAAUGAUCGGUGAAGCGUAUGCACACAAAGGUGUAAAAUCGAUUCGGCUACGCUGUAAGCAUAUGUACAAGAGUUGUUAUAUAUGAACAGAAAUGCCUCAAUUCAACUAUGCUUUGUUUAGUACUUAAUCAUAUGCUAUAAUGUUGACGUAUUAUUCAAAGUAAUAGCCGGUUCAAAGUUGAUGAAUAGCACUAAGCAGGCUAGAUUUGCCGGCAACUGGCUUUCAAUGAGAACACUGGUGUGUACACUAGGUGUCAUAAUAACUGUUACUCAAACGCACAAACCUACCAAGGAUAGUACUGUGGUGAGUCUAUCAUAAUAUCUGUAUGUAUCGAGGUAAUGAAAGACAUAUUAUACUUCAUUUUAGACAAAAUGUUGGAAAUCUUAUGUUGAAGAUGAUUUUUAAAAUGUAAACAAAUAUACAUCAUGAAAUAAAUAUAUCUUUACAAAA